AAAAUGAAGAUGGAUCAAAUGAAACAACUCAAAGUUCACAAGAAUCAUCUUUCGAAUAUAGAAAUGAAUUUAAAAUAUUUUCAAAACAAUCAAACGUAAAAUUUGAAGGAACUCAUAAAGAAAUAUUAAAUUAUUCGUUGGGUGAGGAAAUUAAAAAAUCAGAAUUUAUAUGUUAUAAUUUCAGUGAAUUUUCCAAUUUUAAAAAAAUUGGCGAAGGAGGAUAUUGCCAAGUCAAAAAAGCAUAUUGUAAAAGCCGUAGCAAAAUGAUAGCGCUUAAAAGUCUGAAAUCUAAAAUGAUCUCGAAUAAAUGCGUUUGCGAAGAAUUCAUCAGAGAGUUUUGA
Messenger RNA from Dentiscutata erythropus, 341 nucleotides. NCBI's taxonomy places the organism in Eukaryota, Fungi, Glomeromycota, Glomeromycetes, Diversisporales, Gigasporaceae. The record is from the annotation of a GenBank genome assembly.